Molecule: messenger RNA, 4888 nt
Organism: Salvelinus namaycush (lake trout)
Lineage: Eukaryota; Metazoa; Chordata; Actinopteri; Salmoniformes; Salmonidae
Product: E3 ubiquitin-protein ligase RNF165-like
Exons: 8
Coding region: 65-1105 (346 amino acids)
Molecular function (GO): zinc ion binding; ubiquitin protein ligase activity
Source: RefSeq, a predicted model, not a curated record
UUGGAAGGGACCAUUUCCAUGGACCAUCUGUCUCACAGGCUAGCGAUACAACAAAGGACCCAGGAUGGUGUUAGUACAUGUCGGAUAUUUGGUUCUUCCCGUAUUUGGCUCUGUAAGAAAUAGAGGAGCACACUUCACCAGGCAUCAGCACAGCCAUGCUACCUCCUGCCGACAUUUUAACCUGGCGGCCCCCCAGGCUCCCAUCUCAGCAGAGUUCCCCCUGGGCCAUGCCAGCCAGCCCCCCCAGACUGGCCUGGCCCCUCACCUGUCCCCAGCCCCCCACCAACCUCCGGCCCUGCCGGCCCCCCCUCAGUUCCAGGACGUCCAGGGGCCUCCGUUUCUACCUCAGGCCUUACACCAGCAAUACCUCAUCCAGCAGCAGCUUCUAGAGGCGCAGCACCGCAGGUUCCUCCCACACUCCCGGCGAACACAGGAGCGCGUUCCUCUGAACCCUCACAGGCUCCGCUCGGGGUAUGACUACUCCCCUCCCCUCCACGUCCCCCAGCCAAUCGGCCAGCAGCCGCGCUACCUGGCCGAGGGCACAGACUGGGACCUCAGUGUGGACGCUGGCCUCUCUCACCAUCAGUACCAGCUCCAGCAGCUUCCACAGCACUAUCAGCAUUACCUGGCGGCAUCCCCCAGAAUGCACCACUUUCCCAGGAACACGACUUCUGCUCAAGUGGUUGUGCACGAGAUCAGAAACUAUCCAUACCCCCAGCUACACCUGCUGGCUCUACAGAGCCUCAACCCGUCGCGCCACGCUUCGGCUGUACGAGAGAGCUACGAGGAGCUGUUGCAGCUUGAAGACAGGCUGGGAAGUGUCAGUAGGGGAGCGGUUCAGACCACCAUAGAGAGAUUCACCUUCCCACACAAAUACAAGAAGAGGAAGCCUCUGGAUAUGAAGAUUGGUGAGAAAGACGAGGAGACUGACGUGGAUGAGAAAUGUACCAUCUGCCUGUCGAUGCUGGAGGACGCAGAGGAUGUCAGGCGGUUACCAUGCAUGCACCUCUUCCACCAGGGCUGUGUGGACCAGUGGCUGGCAACCAGCAGAAAGUGUCCAAUCUGCCGCGUGGACAUCGAGACGCAGCUCCAUCCUGACAGCUGAUGGCCCAGGGGGUGAAGCCUGACGGCCUGGCUGCUGUCAAUCACCCUGGUGUGUUUCCUGCUCCCAUCCACCCCGGCCCUGGUCCCUCCUCACACGGGUGCUUGCCAAAUGUCUCCAGACGUCAUGUGACAUCACCCUCUGACUCACGCUUUACUGAGCCAAUCCAGGAUUACUUACUGCACGAGAGAAUGGAGUCCCUCUCUCUCUCUCUUUCUCUCUCUCAAUAAAAGCACAUCCCCGGCAAAAAGACACACACACACCACACACACACACACACACACACACCACACACCACACACACACACACACACACACACACACACAGGGUUUACUAGUUGCUUGCUGGAGGUGGGGUGUUGUUGCCGUCGUGUUGUUGUAGGUAGGGGAGGCAGGUGUGUGUCCUGUUUCCUGUGUCUUUGUAGCAUGUUCUUAAAGCCAUGACAUUAAUGUACUGAGUGAUUAACACACUACCCCACUUGCCAGCCAGCCGACCACACACACACACACACACACCUUGCUUAUUCUGCCACAACAGGAUUCUAAAUCAAUCACGUAAAAGUCCUGUCGCCAUGUUUGCCUACAGAUCAUUUGUGGUAGUACAGUAGCAGUAUCAGACACAGCAAUACAGUAGUUGUACAUUUGCUUGGGACUGAUGCUGUCAUCAGUGUCGGGACAUAAUACGACUAUUUCACCGCUGCCAUGUCGGCCUGUCCCAAUGCUUGGGUUGGCGUGUGUUUGAGUAAAUACACAGGUUAGUGAGUGUUUCACCAAAUGAGUUAUGGUAUCGCUUGACCUGCCGCAGCACGGGUUAACGUGUGUGUUCCGCCCCAGUGUGUGGGUUUCAGUGUGUAUUUAACCAAUGCGUGAUCAUGCGUGACAAACUUAAAGUGCGGGUUCAAGUGUGUGUUAAAGGGGAAUAUAGAAGUUAUAGAAGUUAGAUUAACGGUGGUUUGAUUGGAGUGCUUGUAGAAUACAAAGCCAAAUAAGGACUUUUAAAAAAAAAUGCAAAAAAGAAAUGUAGUAAGACCCAAUCCCCCAUCAUGCACUGCAGUGACUGGGUGAGGUGUGGGGCAUUCUGGGUAUGCAGGAGGGUUAGCUGCCCUGGAAACAGCGACUCUGUGCCAUCCCCUCCUGGCGCAGGCGUUAUGGCUGAGCAGUGUAAUGAAAUGCAUGUUUCAAUGUUGGCUUGGGCUGUUGUGUUAGCGUACAAAAAAAAUUACAAGGGGAGGGGGUUGUCUGUGCAUGACUUAGUUAAUCUGAGCUGUGACUAUCUUUCUCAACACUAACAAAGAAAAAAGAACUGAGCACCACGUCAGCGGCUGUCCCUGACCUGUAGCGUGUGUUCAUCCUGCCCCUUUUUGGUGGCAAACAAAAUGGAAUCCUAUUGUGACGUUUACCUUAUUGCCUAAAGAACAAGCACACGUGAUGAUAGAUAUAGCAACAACCUCUUUCUUUGGUAUUGCAUUUGCGUUGGUUUCUGUAUAUUUCGGUAUAUAAACACGCAGUGUUUUGGACCCGAGGGAGGAGCUUAGUUGUUGAACUUGUGUUUUUGUGUGACAGAUCUCCCCUCGUUGUUGCUAUGCUGGUUUCUAUGCUGUAUUGCUAGAACAACAAUGUAGAAUGUUGUGUGAUGGGGGCAGUAUCCACAGUGCACACGGACAGAGGGGGGGGAGGGGGCAAAAUAAGGGUCAUAGAACACUUUUAUUGUGAAAAAAAAGAAGGAUUUAAAUGUUGAUAAUUUAUGUUUUCCUUUUGGUCUGUUGCCCUGUGACGUCUAAGUCAACGUGCAUAAACACUACAUAGCAGUGCCAAUCCUUAAAAACCUCUCUGUCAUAUGCAUUGUGGACUCAGUAUUGAAGCAUUAGGAACAAUGUAAUUGCCCUGUGGACUUAGUUGUGAAGGAUUGGGACAGACCCUUACUAUCCUGUGCACUGCCAGUGUUGAUACUGCCUCCUCCUUUUAGUGGAGUUUUCUAUGGGAUGUUUUGAUAGUUUACACAGGGUGUUGUCAGUUGAGAUGCCUUAAGUAUUUAACAAUCAUAAUUUAUUACUAACUGUAGAUAUCAUGGGUACAUAUUUAAUUUUAUAUAGUUUGUUUUGUUGCAAUUUAAAUCAAUUUAUUUAGAAACAACAACAAAAAUGAUUUACCUCAUUUUUGCGUUGUUUUAAAUGGGAAUGCUCCGCAUGCAGUUGUAAUUUUCCUGAAGAAAUUAAACAAAAAAAGCCCUGCUGUUUGAUCUCUCCCCGAGCCGGCUGUGCUAUGUUUACUGUCCCGAGCUGUCUAGCCUGCUCUUCUCAUGUGGUGCUGUGGAUAUCUUGGUUACAUUCCAUUCAAUGCAAUUUUCCCUUAUCCCCUAUGCUGUGACGUAGUGGACAAACUGCAAUGAAGUGAAAUGGUUUUUAAUUUGAAUUGUUUUCCUUUUUCUCAUUUUGCACUCUUAGUUUUAACAUGGGAACCCUCUCACUGGCAUAACAGUUCACGAACAUAGAUGUAUUGUCAUCAUUAUUAUAUACUCUGUCAUUUCCAGCUCUCUGCGUCUCAUCCUUCCAACCCUGUCUGUUUACAAAGCAUGUUCCUUCUCGUCUUUGUCAUGGGAUAUUUCUCCUUACCUCGUUUCCAGAAAAACAUGUCGUUUUGAGUCCAACAAGUGCCUCGCUUCUAGUGUCAAGAGAUAUUACCGUAUGAUUUAAACCACACUCACUCAUUUACCCAAAAUCCAUGUCCAAAUAGUGUAGAAUGUUGUCUUUCCUCCCUUAUUCCCUCCUUUCUCCCUUUAAGGUCACCACUGACCAACCUGCAAGGUGAAAUAAAUAUGUCAGCCCCCAUAAGUGAAGUGUGGGAUCAUCCGGUGGCGUGGUUGGCAUAUUAAUGCUUUCACUAACCAAAUAGAUCUGUGGUUACCUUAUGAGAGAAAUGAAAGCAGCUAUUUAGGAGUAUUUGAACAUAACCAGUUUUUCUCCUUUUUUUUUUUAAAGUUAAACUCUAAAUCGUACCUAAUCAGAUCCAUCCUUUAAAAUAACUUUGUUUUAUAAAAAAUGUAUGAAAUAUUUGACCAAAACCUUUGUAGAAAGAGGCACGCUUCACUGUGUUCAUCGACGCUACACUAAUUAUUCCCAUCUUUCCUUUCCCUUUAUUUUUUCAUGACCGUCCAUCCCUCCCGUCACUCAGAACCCAUCCAAUGUUUCCCUUCACAAUCCUCUCUCUAGGGAAAACAAGAACAGAGGAUCUCUUAAAGCACAAACUAACUAAAAAUGCAUGUUUUUCUCAGGUUUGGAUAUAUAUGUAUAUAUAUUCUCGAUGGUAUAUAAGUAUAUGGUGAAAAUAUUUGCAGAUUACACUAAGAAUAAUACAAAUAAUUCAUUUUGCUGCUGCUUGCAUCUGACAAACAAACAACUGAAGAAAAGAGAAAAUAUCCCAAAAACUGCCAGUGAAAGGGCAACCACCACCUUUGUAUGAGAUAUCUGCUGUUUUAGCUGUGACUGCGCAAUGUUUUUCAAUAUAGGAUAUUUUAUCGGAGAGUAGAACUAUUUAUCAUUAAUAUUAAAGCAAUAGCUCAUUAAUGAUGAGUGUGUUGAUGAAGAACUGGAUGAGCGUAUUGUGUAAAAUGUUAGAUUCACAUUUGGUGGAAUUUUGUACUUUAUUUAUUACUACUAAUAAUGAUUUAAAAAGUUGCAUCGCUAAACCCAAACUGUUACUUUUUUUUUUUUAAUUUCAAUUUUAUUUCAAGGCUUGUAUAUUAUCCUUUUUGUAUGUGCUCUUUUUGUAAUAAAUUGGAUAAAAUGG